Molecule: messenger RNA, 1170 nt
Organism: Hydractinia symbiolongicarpus
Lineage: Eukaryota; Metazoa; Cnidaria; Hydrozoa; Anthoathecata; Hydractiniidae
Exons: 2
Coding region: 1-1170 (389 amino acids)
Source: RefSeq, a predicted model, not a curated record
AUGGCAAGACCAUCAUUAAAAACUCAUAAAAACCCACUAAAGGUCAGACUUAUAAUAAACACUCAAGGAUCUGUAUUCUACAAAAUUGCUAAAUUUGUCAGUAAAGAACUUAAAUAUCUAACAACAUCAGCAAAAUCAUACAUAAAAGACACGGAGCAAUUUGUUAACAAAGUAAAAGAAAUUAAUUUGGACGAGAAUGAGAAGUUGGUGAGUUUUGAUAUUGCAGAUAUGUACCCUUCCCUACCAAAAUCUGAAGUCAUACAUGAAGUAGAAAGGAGAAUCAGAGAAGACACUUUUAAAACAAAUGUUAAUAAAGAAGCCUUAGUACGUCUCGUGAAAAUCUCAGUUGAAUUUAUGACCUUCAAAAUAGGAAACAAAUUCUACAACCAGGCGGAUGGUCUCUUCAUCGGAUCACCUGCGUCGCCAUGUUUUGCCGAAAUCUACAUUCAAAGAAUAGAAGAAAAUAGUAUCUACUCAAUGUUACACGCACCAAGAAUUUGGCUAAGAAAAGUAGACGAUACGUUCACUGUUACAAAACAUAAAACCGAGGACACCUUAAAUGAGCUGAAUAACAUUCAUUCAAAGGUAAAAUUCACAGCGGAGGAAGAAAAGGAUGACCAGAUCCCAUUUUUGGAUUGUUUAAUAAUGAGAAAAGAUGAUAAUACAGUGAAAACAAAAGUGUAUAAAAAACCUACGCAUACGGGACAAUACACUAAUUAUACGUCAAACCAACCUUUACACGUAAAAUUAUCGACAAUUAAAACUUUAACGAGAAGAGCAAAAACCAUUUGCACAGAAGAAGCAGACCUCAAAGAAGAAUUGAAUUAUAUACAAAAAACUAUGCAAUUAAAUGAGUUUCCCAAGAACAUCGUAACAAAAACGAUAAAAGAAACAUUAAACAAAGAAUGUAAUGGAAGAAACCAGACAGAUGACGACACGAAUUCAAUUCGAUUGUUUUUACCCUAUGAAAAAGGCAUCUCAGAACAAAUCGCCAGAGACAAUGAAUCAGGUGUUGUAUAUAAAGUAACGUGUGGAGAUUGUGGAAAAUAUUACAUAGGAGAAACAGGAAGGAAGUUGACAACACGAAUAAAAGAACACAAAAAUGGCGCAAAAAUAAAGAAAACGUCUCUGGAAUGUCCAAACACAUUAAAGAAACAAAACACGAAAUGA